GGAGAGGUAAAUAAAAGCCACCGAUAGACCUUACCCAUUCCAUCCGAAAUUCCCGGCACCGAGAGCAGAAUGGAAGAAAAUAUAUUGUAAUACUCGCAUUUCUCUCUCUAUUAACUGUCUGCUGAAAUUCCACAAACCAACUCUUCACCUGAUUUCUGGAAAGAGGCACUUACAAGUAGCAAACUUUUCAAGAUGCAGAAGUGUUUUGGUGUUCUUUGCGUAUCACUUGUACUGUGUGCCACCCUGUCAGAGACGUUUGGAUUGGUUCUUUCGGCGAAGGAAAAGAGAGGCUGGACUCUGAACAGCGCCGGGUAUUUACUGGGGCCUCGUCGUAUUGAACACCUUAUACAGAUAAAGGAUUCUCCCAGUGCAAGGGGGAGAGAAGAGCCGCUUGGUGAAUAUGCAGUGGACAAUCACCGUUCUCUCAGCGAUAAGCAUGGCCUUGCCGGCAAACGUGAGCUGCAGCUGGAGGAUGACAUCAAAUCAGGUUCACUAAGAAUAAGCGAUGAGAAUGUAAUACGUACUGUGAUUGACUUCCUGACUUACCUGAGGCUGAAAGAAAUGGGAGCUCUUGACAACUUGCACCCUUCGCUCACGUCAGAAGAGGUCGCUCAGCCAUAGCCUGCAUGUUGCCCUGUGUAAAGCUGCUGUUCUGGGAGUCCAGACCCUUUGAAAUGCUUUUGAGUGAACUCAGAUACUCUUGGUGGUCCAGCUGAUUUUUGUUUACACUACUCUUAUAAUGCCAUCUGGUGGUGACUCUUUCAUGGUAUCUGCUUACUGCUUUCUGUAAGAAUAUAAAUUAACAAGACAAAGAUUUUUUUGUUAUAAAACAAUGUCUUGUUGAAUAAACUAGGUAACUGCAUUGGU
Molecule: messenger RNA, 867 nt
Organism: Lepisosteus oculatus (spotted gar)
Lineage: Eukaryota; Metazoa; Chordata; Actinopteri; Semionotiformes; Lepisosteidae
Gene: gal
Product: galanin/GMAP prepropeptide
Biological process (GO): neuropeptide signaling pathway
Cellular component (GO): secretory granule; extracellular region
Molecular function (GO): galanin receptor binding; neuropeptide hormone activity
Source: RefSeq, a predicted model, not a curated record